Molecule: messenger RNA, 3185 nt
Organism: Ctenopharyngodon idella (grass carp)
Lineage: Eukaryota; Metazoa; Chordata; Actinopteri; Cypriniformes; Xenocyprididae
Gene: synpra
Product: synaptoporin a
Exons: 6
Coding region: 279-1145 (288 amino acids)
Cellular component (GO): synaptic vesicle membrane; synaptic vesicle
Source: RefSeq, a predicted model, not a curated record
UUUGCCGAAGACACUCGGCUCUUUCCCUACUAUUAUGGAGAGAUUAAUGACGAGGGUACUCUGCAUUUCAGUUGUAGAGGAGAGAUUAAAACCGAAGUCUCUCGGCUCUUUUCGCACCGAGAAACGAUUAAUGCCGAAGUCACUCGGCACUUUCCGUACGGAGGCGCGAUUACAGCCGAUUCCCUGUUCUGCGCUCGCGACUCUGGCACAUCACUCAUUUAGCGUUGUUUUGGUCUUGACCUAUCCUACUUACAAGAUCUGCAUUUCGCUCCAAGAAAAUGGAAACAGCUAACCAGAUUGUGUCACUUGGGACAUUCCAAGUGCUUAAAUUACCUCUGGGAUUUAUCCGCGUUCUGGAAUGGCUUUUUGCCAUCUUUGCAUUUGCAACAUGUGGAGGUUACUCUGGGCAACUGCGGGUUAGUGUGGACUGCAUCAACAAGUCCGACAGCAACCUCAGUAUUGGCAUCAACUUUGCUUACCCAUUCAGGUUGAACCGGGUGGAAUUUGACGUGCCGAUGUGUGAGGGAAGGAGGCAAGAGCGACUAUACCUGAUCGGAGAUUUUUCUUCCUCUGCAGAGUUCUUCGUCACCAUUGCUGUCUUUUCCUUUCUGUACUCCCUGCUGGCCACAGUGGUCUACAUCUUUUUCCAGAACAAGUAUCGCGAAAACAACCGCGGACCUCUCAUUGACUUCAUAGUGACGGUGGUGUUCUCAUUUAUGUGGCUAGUGAGUUCAUCUGCCUGGGCAAAAGGUCUUUCAGAUGUGAAGGCGGCAACCGAUCCAGAUGAGGUGGUUCUGCUCAUGUCUGCAUGUAAAGUGCAGACCAACAAGUGCGGCUCAGUGUACGGACCCAGAUGGUCUGGCCUGAACACAUCUGUGGUAUUCGGCUAUUUGAACUUCGUGCUGUGGGCUGGAAACAUCUGGUUUGUGUUUAAAGAGACUGGAUGGCACAAGGGAGGCGCAGCAAGAUACCCUGCCUCAUCCUCAGAAAAACAAGCUACGGCCUUCAACCAGCAGGUCUACAACCAGGGAAGCUUUGAUCAAUCAGGAGGUGCUUUUACUGGAACGGGGGACUUCGCCCAAUCAGAGUACAGCCAGGUGGGAAAUUAUGCUUCGAGUGGGCCCAUCUCCUACACCAAUCAGUAACCCCAUCUGCCUCUUUGCAAUCCCCUAAUACAGGGGACCAAUUUCUAAGGGCAAAGUUCAAUAAUGUGCACCACAGAGGAAGGAAGAGAUUAUUAUAACAGAUAUAUUAAAAAUGCAUCCUUUAUUUCUGAUUAGAUAAAACUUGUUUGUCCAGAAUACUAAUAUGUUUUUAAAAUGAAUGACAGGGAUCCUCAGAUGUAUUGUAUGGUUUUUGACUUUACCUCUCUGUAAAUGUUACCGAAAUAUCACAGUUUACUGAACAAAGGUCAUUACAUCCAAAUGUGAAACUCUGCGCAAAAUUUCUUGCUGCAUCAGAGAACUCUACAAAUCCACUGAUUUUAAUAGAGAUGGUGCGUCUUAAGGAAGAGGAUAACAAAAGUGGCAUUACGUCACUACAACCAAAAGUUUUUACUCCGACGGUCCAUUUGUAAUCUAAAUAGUAUUUCUGCUUCAUUUGAAACUGAACCGAUUCUUUCCACAGCCUCAAAAUGAUUUCUAUUCAUCAAAUGCUCUGUCAAAGCUUUUUCUAGUGUUAUAAAGUUAACAUAAAUUGUUGUUUGCAACCUAUUUUAUUUCCAUAAUGUGACAUAUUUGAAAUAGUGGAACUAUUAUGAAUACAAAGUUGUUAAAAUGGUUUGGUAAAGGGCCAUUGGUUAACACCAUCCAUCGAUACGGGAAUGCCAUUUCAGAGAUGGAGCAAGUUAAUACAUUGUCAUCAAUUAUCUUCAUAAAUAUUAUAAUUUGAAUAACAUUCACAAAUGAAUCGUCCACAAAAAGAGCAGGAACGUGCGUUAAAGAGAUAGUUCACCCAAAAAUGAAAAUUCUGUCAUCAUUUACUCCCCCUCAAGUUGUUCCAAAGCUGUAUAAAUUUUGUUGUUCUGCUGUACACAAAGGAAGGUAUUUGGAAGAAUGUUUGUUACCAAGCAGAUCUCACCCCCCAUUGACUACCAUAGUAGGGGAAAAAAAACUAUGGCAGUCAAUGGGGGGCGAGAUCUGCUUGGUUACAAACAUUCUUCCAAAUAUCUUCCUUUGUGUUUGGAACAACUUGAGGGUGAGUAAAUGAUGAUAGAAUUUUCAUUUUUGGGUGAACUAUCCCUUUAAGAAAGUAAAUGGGGUCUGUUUUGAUUUCAUGUUGACUUUUAAGUGUACCUGUCCUAAUGGUGAUCACCUAGAGCAGGUGAUGCAGGUGUUUGUAAUUACACUAUAUAACAGAGAUUUCUGUUUUCAUUUGUCAGUAUUGAUGUUAGAUUGCUGUUUGUCAGGUUUCUGGAUUUCUUAUCCCUGGAAUAAUGUCAUGCCAGUGGUCGUUGGUUUGGUGUUUGCACUAUUGUGAUUCCACAUUUAUAUGGCUCUGUAAUGUUUGCACUGUAUUUAUGAACUGCAUGAAGUCGUGCCAUAUUAACCUGGUUUCAGUUUGUAUAUAAUUUCUUUCCUCACUAACAGGGUCAUAUUGUCUAUUCAGUGACCUUUAUUAUGAUCACAAGGUGAUUGAAAUACAAUCAACACUUAAUUCCUCUGCUUUCUUAUGUGUUCUCUUCUUCCUUGUCUUUUUUUUUAAAUGCAUGAGGCUUUAUUAACCACAAAGACUAUAAAACAGGUCACACUUUAGAUUAGGUUCCAGUUAACUAUUAAUACGACUUUUGCCUCAAUAAACUCCUAAUUACUGCUUAUUAAUACUUAGUAAGGUAGUUGUUAUUGGUAGGAAUUGGGUAAGAUUAAGGGAUGUAGAAUAUGGUCAUACAGAAUAAGGCAUUAAUAUGUGCUUUAUAAGUACUAAUAAACAGCCAAUAUACUAGUAAUAUGCAUGCUAAUAAGCAACUAGUUAAUAGUGAGAAUUGGACCUAAACUAAAGUGUUACCAUAAAACAAGACAAAAACAUCCCAAUAUAUGUUAAUGUUCUUGUUCUGAUUGCUGUUGCAUUUCAAUGUGAAUGAGUAUCUGUCUUGAUGUACAGUAUUUGCAUUUUCGAUUAAUGGGUGUGAAUGCUUUGAUGCACUUUGUGCAAAGCCAAUAAAAUAUUGUACAUUCCUCUAGAAUGAA